ACCUAACCUACAGCCUUACUUUCUAUAACUUGACUUUUCCUAAUAUAAACUAACAGGGCGGUCAUCUCAAGAAUACCCUUCUCAAAUCUGUCAUUUUGCCUUGUGAUUUCCCCAAAAUUUGAUUCACCAUACUACAAAGCUGUAAUCUACAAUUCCGAACCAACUCCCAUGUCAACAUCAAGAUUGAUCACCCCUUCUAGCUUGAACAGCCUGCAGAUCAAGUUCUAUUGCCAAUCUCGAGCCCAGAUCUUCAAACCCAGUUCUUGCUUGGCAUUCUCAAAGCCCCAGAAUGGCCUUCUGCAUAUCUGCAAUGGCCGGAGAGCUCAGACCAGGGGCUUGGUCGUCCAUGGUGGCCUCCAAUCAGGAGGCCCACUUCCUUCAGAACCACCUCCAAGCUUGUGGCCAAACACGGCGACUUGGAUUCUGGCCGCGAUGAUGACCCUCGGCUUGCCCUUCCUGAGACACAAAUGGGGGCCGCUUUUCAAGUUCAGCAAGGAAGCUGAGGCCGUGGUGGAGACGGCGGACCAUGUGGCGGAAGUUAUCGAAGACGUGGCUGAGGGAGUGGAGAAAGUGAUGGAGGAGGUGGCCGGUGAGCUCCCGGAAGGUGGACGGCUUGGCCAUGCCGUUGAAUUCAUCGAAAACGUGGCCCAGGAGACGGCUAAAGAUGCCCAUUUGGCCGGAGACAUCAUUGAUAAGGUUGAAAAAAUGGAGGAGGAGGUGGAAUCGUUCAUGGAAAGGGCCGAUGGUGGUGAAGUCAGUGGCACCCCCAAACAAGGCACUGAUCAGACUCAGAGAUAGAUAGGCAUCAACCACCAUCGAUGUGCCUGCCCACUUUGAUCUGCGUAUAUAUAUAACAUAGGAUGUGCUAAAUCAAUCUAUCUGUUAAUGCAAUUUGAUUUUCUGUGCCUUUUAAUAAAUUAUUAUGAAUACUUCAAAAGAUCAGAGUCCACAAUAAAUUUACAAGAGUUGAAAACUGUUAUAUUUUGAUUCAAUUAGUUGAUUUUCUAAUAUAUUCUUAUAUGUUUUACGUUUUAUAUUCUCUUAUUUCAAUCACUAUCUUGAUGAUUGACACUUAAUAAGAUUAAAUUAGACUUUUUUUUAUUCGUGACUGUCGAUCUGAUUUGCCGUGUAACCUUCCAAUAUAUAAAGCAAAGUGAAAAGGCCAAGGGGCAUUCGACUUUUCGUCUCUUUCGAUAAGCAGAAACCUUAGAGAUAUCGAAAAAUUCUAUUCUUGUAUCGGUCUUUUUUAUUCUGUUAUGGAAUGUGAGAGAGAUCUUGAUAAUUGUUGUGAGUGAGAUUGCUCGGGCUAUUGAGUGUAUGUACUCUGGUUUAAAUCAUCGAUAUCGGAAUCAUCGAUAUCGGUACUAUAAGUUCUUGUGAUUUUUUCUUUGAUGUAUUCUUUGUAAUCGAUUUUUGUAAGUCUCUUGUUCUCUUA
Messenger RNA from Diospyros lotus (date-plum), 1435 nucleotides. RefSeq lists its product as uncharacterized. The coding region runs from base 169 to 798 and encodes 209 amino acids. The transcript is spliced from 4 exons. NCBI's taxonomy places the organism in Eukaryota, Viridiplantae, Streptophyta, Magnoliopsida, Ericales, Ebenaceae. The record is from RefSeq and is a predicted model, not a curated record.